Molecule: messenger RNA, 492 nt
Organism: Suillus fuscotomentosus
Lineage: Eukaryota; Fungi; Basidiomycota; Agaricomycetes; Boletales; Suillaceae
Exons: 2
Source: RefSeq, a predicted model, not a curated record
CUUCGCAAACUUGGAUUCAAGAUCAUACAUUCGACAGUUAAACUCCUCCCAGCCUGGCAUGAAAUUCUUGAAGCUUUGAAGAUGAGGGUUAUGACACUCCCACGGGAUGUUUCCACACACUGGAACUCGACAUUUGACAUGGUCGAGUAUGCACUGAGGCAUCGAGAGGCGAUUGAUGCCGUGACCCAGCGACGAGACCUGGGCUUGCAACAACUUGAGUUAACAGACCACGAAUGGGUAAUUGCAGAGCAAUUACGGGAUGUCUUGAAGGACGCAACACUGUUCUUCUCGUGUUCAACCCCAAACUUGGCAACUGUUAUCCCAGCAAUGGACCUAAUCGACAAGAAACUGACCACUUACUCCUUGAAUGCUUCAUUCCUUCCAUCGAUUCGUGUAGCUGUAGGACUCGCCAAAAAGACAUUGAAUCGCUAUUACCAACUGACAGAUACAUCAGAAGUGUACCAUAUUGCCAUGGGUGAGUUUCUUUCUUAA